AGGCUAUUCUGCCAACUUAAAAUGAAAAAAACAGAGAAACACUUCUCCUUCUCCGAAUCUUCAAUACCAAGAAAUCUCCAUUAAACCCAUACACCUCACUCACUUCUCCACUCUCAAUCUCGCACCUACACACUGUGACACCAAAAUUCCAACAAAAAAUGGGCAAGAAAUCAAACUCAAACGGCGACGUUGUACAAUCUAAAAAUUCCACAUGUUUCAUCGGCUCAUCGGUGGUUCCAUUAAUCAACAAGCUUCAGGAUAUUUUCGCACCGCUCGGCGACAUCGACGAUCGUCUCACCGGUCUCCGGCUGCCUCAAGUGGCGGUGAUUGGGAGUCAGAGUAGCGGCAAGUCCAGUGUACUUGAGGCCUUAGUUGGCCGUGACUUCCUUCCACGUGGCACUGAUAUUUGUACACGUAGACCGUUACUUCUUCAGCUUGAAAAACGCACUAUAGGAGUUGGUGAUAAUGAUUCUCGUGAAUAUGGCGAGUUUGGUCACCUCCCUGAUAAACGAUUCUACGAUUUCUCCGCUAUUCGCUGUGAAAUUCUGGGUGAAACAGCAAAAGAAGUGGGAGUUAACAAGGGGGUUUCGGAUAAGCAAAUUCGGUUAAAAAUCUGCUCUCCCAAUGUUCUCAAUAUUACUCUUGUUGAUCUACCUGGAAUCACUAAAGUUCCUGUCGGUGACCAACCCAGUGAUAUUGAAGCAAGGAUCAGAAAUAUGAUAAUGUCCUAUAUAAAACAAGAAACUUCAAUCAUAUUGGCUGUUUCUCCUGCAAAUGCUGAUUUGGCUAAUUCUGAUGCACUACAAAUGGCUAAAGAGGUGGAUCCAACUGGUACCCGUACAAUUGGUGUAAUAACUAAGCUAGAUAUAAUGGAUAAGGGUACCGACGCGAGAAACUUUCUGCUGGGAAAAGUUAUUCCACUUCGUUUAGGUUAUGUCGGUGUUGUCAACCGUAGUCAACAGGAUAUUAACAAUAAGCGUUCUAUUGAAGAAGCACUUGCUUAUGAGGAGCAAUUCUUCCGUGAUUAUCAUGUGUACCAUGGUUUAUCUGAUCGUUGCGGAAUCCCCCAGUUGGCGAAGAAGCUAAAUCAGAUUCUGGAGCAGCACAUUCGAAAUGUUCUCCCCACUUUGAAGACUGAUUUAAAUUCUCAUCUUGUAGCUGUUGAAAAGGAGUUACGUACUUACGGGGAGGCUUUGGAAUCAAAUGCAGAAAGAGGGGUCAUGCUGUUAAAUGUUCUGACAAAAUACUCUGAAGCAUUUUCUGCAGUGGUGGAUGGAAAAAGUGAAGCAAUGACAACCAAAGAAUUGUCAGGGGGAGCACGGAUUCAUCACAUAUUCCAGUCAAUUUUUGUAAAGAGCCUGGAGGAAGUGGAUCCUUGUGAAGAUCUAAGUAACGAGGAUAUAAGAAUAGCUAUCCACAAUGCAACUGGUCCGAGAAAUGCGCUAUUUGUGCCAGAGGUCCCGUUUGAAGUUUUGGUUAGAAGACAAAUAGCCAGGCUGCUAGAUCCCAGCCUCCAGUGCUUGCGGUUCGUCUAUGAUGAGCUUAUCAAGAUUAGUCGUGCUUGUGAAACAUUUGAAAUGCGCCGCUUCCUAGAGUUAAGAAGGCGACUAGAGGAUGUCACUGCAAGGUUUCUACGAGAUGGUGUAAAACCCGCUGAAAGAAUGAUAACAAAUCUUAUUGAGAUGGAGAAGGAUUAUAUAAAUUCCUCGCACCCCAAUUUUAUUGGUGGGACAAAAGCGGUUGAUAUGGCUCAAAUGGAACUGAGGGCUAUGCAGGAGGGAGAUGAUGCUGAUAAGGAUCCAGCAGUAAACAAGGGCCACAAAUUAGCAACUGUAGCCAAAUUUCUGAAUGGUGCUUUGCCUAGCCAGGUGGGUCGAACUCAAUCUGACAAUGAUAGAGUGGCAUCAGUAGGUACCUCAACCACAAGGACGUGGGGGGUUUCCUCCCUAUUUGGAAGCCGAGGAUCAUCAGUAGGGAAUUCAUCUAAGAGACAUGCUGCUGAAGUGGUGCAUGAUAUUGACCAGGCACCCCCUGUUAUACAAUUGAAAAAUCCGCCAUCAAUGUUGAGGCCUGGAGAAUCUGAAACAGAGUACCAAGUGGAGAUUGUAGUGACGAAAAUACUCAUAACAUCAUACUAUGAUAUUGUGAGGAGGAAUAUACAGGAUUUGGUUCCAAAAGCUAUUAUGCAUUAUCUGGUCAAUCAUGCUAAGAGGCAUCUUCUUGGCACGUUCAUAGAGAAAUUGUACCGAGAGAACCUUUUUGAAGAUUUGCUGCAAGAGCAGGACGAAGUUGUCACUAAGAGGAGGAGGACUUUAGAGAUGUGUCAUGCUCUGCAACAAGCUGUCGAGACACUCGAUGAGUUUGUAGCUGAUAUUUCUACACAAAGGUCAAGUGAUAGUAUGGAUGCAUCGCCAAAAUCUUCUUACCUUUCGUCAGACUUUUACUCGAAUUCAAGAUCUUAACAUCUAGGUAAUCUGAAUCUUGUAUAAUACUCCAAGAGUUAAUGUGUCAUUGCCUCCAUCUGUAGCCACUGCUUGUUCAUUCGAGGACUUCAGUACCAAGCGAGAGUCCACAUUUUUGCUGACAUGUCACCUAAUGGAACUAUUGAAGCAUCUAUUGGAUAGAUAAACUUGUAAAGCAGUAUGUGUGUGAGUUACUUGUAUAGUAGUAUCUGUUUUGGAGAUACUGUCCAGUUAUACGUAUAUAUGUAGCUUCCAAAGUUUACUGUUUCUUCCCUUGAGGUUAUGCUUACUGGUCCACUGUUUACUGUUUCUUCCCUCU
Messenger RNA from Nicotiana attenuata, 2781 nucleotides. Its product is annotated as dynamin-related protein 3A-like. Gene Ontology annotation, molecular function: GTPase activity; GTP binding; microtubule binding. Lineage: Eukaryota; Viridiplantae; Streptophyta; Magnoliopsida; Solanales; Solanaceae. Gene Ontology annotation, cellular component: microtubule; cytoplasm; membrane. The record is from RefSeq and is a predicted model, not a curated record. The transcript has 20 exons. Bases 159 to 2462 code for a protein of 767 amino acids.